GUAUUUUCUAGUUGGCAACGCUAUGUCGUUAUCAUGCUGCCUGGUUAAUUGUUUAUGAUCAGCCGUGUUUAAUUCCGCAGGAUCGAGGAUUAAGAUGCCAAUUUUAAUAAAAGAAGAAUCAUUUAACGGACUAUUUUACGACGCAAUGACUAAAUCCGAUGCAAAUACCGCCAAUGUCAACGCGGAUGGUAAUCGCCAGCCCACCGUAAUUAUCAUAUUCGAAAACAGUGAUGUCAACGCUGCUGUACACCACUUGGCUACCUCUCUGCAGACUCCAUUGUGUCCUCAGGCUGUGGCCACUGUUUUAGUUCAGGAAUCGAUAAGGCCAGAUUUCGAACAAAAGCUUCAGGCACAAUUGAAACCCUUUGCUAAUAAUGAAAUGAAAAAUGAACAAUUUAUUAAGGUCCAAGAGACAAUAAAAAAGAUCAAUGCAAAGGUGAUAACAGUUGCUGGCGGCCCAACGUUGGUAUGUGAUUUUACACAUGAGCAUUUUGGUAAUCAUGUUGCUGGAGUUUGUACUCUUCACACUUUCCGCACCGCCAAGGAAGCAAUUGCUUUGGUCGCAAAAGAAACAUUAACAUUCCCGAAUGUUUCAAUUUGGCAUGAAAAUCAUGCAUAUGCUUACGAACUAAUAGCUGCGUUGAAAUCUCAAAAUUUCUUUAUCAACUGCUUUAAUAUGCCCUUGACUGUUUUGCAAGACCACCAGACCCAGGGAAAAUCUUUUGUCGCCAUGGAAAACAAUUACCACUAUGAGACUUUGUCACACAAUGGCUCACAAAAGAGCAUUGUUUUCCCCAUUGGCAGCAUUUUUGCAAACUGAACAAUGCAGCGGAGAAUCGGUAAGAUGUAACGUACUAGAAGUACCUACUUGAUGCAUUUGUUUUAUUGGUGAUUCUAUGAUAAAUCGGUAUUGGAAGAUUAACCAAUACGUGCCUUAGAUAACGUGUCUUUUUUAUUUGUGUGUUUAAUAUCAAAUAUUGUAAUAAAUUUUUACUGUAUGAAAUUA
This is a messenger RNA of Musca domestica (house fly), 1006 nucleotides long. RefSeq lists its product as uncharacterized. The record is from RefSeq and is a predicted model, not a curated record. The coding region runs from base 95 to 820 and encodes 241 amino acids. Gene Ontology annotation, molecular function: oxidoreductase activity, acting on the aldehyde or oxo group of donors, NAD or NADP as acceptor. The transcript has 2 exons. NCBI's taxonomy places the organism in Eukaryota, Metazoa, Arthropoda, Insecta, Diptera, Muscidae.